This is a messenger RNA of Cornus florida, 1131 nucleotides long. RefSeq lists its product as uncharacterized. NCBI's taxonomy places the organism in Eukaryota, Viridiplantae, Streptophyta, Magnoliopsida, Cornales, Cornaceae. The transcript has 2 exons. Bases 1 to 1131 code for a protein of 376 amino acids. The record is from RefSeq and is a predicted model, not a curated record.
AUGCCACCAGUUUGGUUUAAAUUGAGGAAAUCACUGCAAUGCAGAUCAAAGCCAUCAGAUGUUUAUGAUCCAAAGCCAAAGAGCAAUGGCAACGGCAAACAGUUGACAAUAGAAGCAAGCAGGUCUGGGCGUCCGAGGACGAGUUCGAAUCUCGAUGAUCUCAUCCAUGGAAGCAAGAGGCACUUGAUGGAAAAUCAACCGAAUGGUAGUCCAAGGUCUAGUAGGAGUGAUUCAACUUGUAAACUUAAGGAUACUAUUAGGAGUGGGCGCCCUAUAGUGCCCCAUAAAAGCCCGAAUGGCAGCACAUCCAUCUCUGUGAUAAAGGCACCAAACAGCCUUUCCAGGAUGGGAGACUCUCCAGUUCAGGAUACCCCUACAAGCCCUAAGGCUGUUUUUGGGACAGAUUCAUCCUCAAGUUUUAUUUGUCAUGAAUGUGGUCAAGAAUUUGCAAAGAGGGAAGCUGUUGAAGCACAUCAUCUCUCCAAACAUGCGGUCACUGAACUAGUAGAAAAAGAUUUAUCUACGAAGAUUGUAGAGAAAAUCUGUCAAAAUAACUGGUCAAAAUCUGACAACAAUUAUGGGAACAUAGACAAGAUUUUGAAGGUCCACAACAUGCAAAAGACACUAGCUCAGUUUGAAGAAUAUAGAGAAAUGGUGAAGAUGAAGGCAAGCAAACUGCUCAAGAAACAUACGCGUUGCCUGGCCAAUGGGAAUGAGCUAUUAAGGUUCUAUGGUGCAUCUGUUGAAUGCUCCUUCGGAUCAAAUGGCUCGUAUGCCCUAUGUUCAUCACAUAAAUGUUGCCUGUGUGGGAUCUUAAGACACGGGUUCUCCAUGGGAAAGGAAGCACUCAAUGGUGUGAUGGGUGUUUUCACUAGUUCCACAUGUGCAGUAGCAUUGGAAACUAUCAAACAAUUUGAUGAUGAUAGUCCAUCUAUGAGGAAGGUUUUGAUAGUAUGCAGAGUAAUUGCUGGAAGAGUCCAUAAACAUAUGGAGAAGUUUCAAGAAUUAGCUGAUCAAACAGGGUUCGAUUCCGUAGCUGGAAAAGUAGACCUCUCUUCAGAUAUUGAAGAACUCUAUUCACUAAACCCGAGAGCUCUCCUUCCUUGCUUUGUGGUGAUUUGCAUACCCUGA